AUGUUGCGAUUAAAUAAUGUGAGGCUUUUUUUUAAAAGUAAGAUUCGAUUAAGCGGUGGGAAGCAGCAUCCAAAAUGGGUUGUAAAGGAUAAGGAAAAAUAUAAUAUAUACACAUAUGACAAUUCAUAUUAUGGGGAGAAUUUCAGAUAUAAUAAUUUUAUACUGCAUAUAAGAUCAUACAAAUAUUAUAUUGAUUAUAUAAUAGAAAAUGUUUAUAGAAGUCUUAAAAAUGGUGGUAACUUUUUCAUUUUGCCAUUAAAAAAUAUUAUUUUAAAACAUAAUCCAGAUGUUCGUUAUCAGUUAGUAGCCCUUAUGGCUUUUUUCGGGACUACUUCCGCUAUUACUUGCUACCACAAUUCCAUUUAUCAAAAUAUUAUUGAUGUUACAAAUAUGUUAGAAUUAGGACUGGUUGAUGAUAUGAAAGAUAAUAAUUUCUUUGAUACACAAAGUGAAUUACAAAACAAAAACAUUAAUGAUUAUAGCCAAGAUCAUGAAAGGCUAAAUGAGCUAUGGGAAAAGGCGUUGAGAGAUUCAACAGAAAAAAACAGUUUCAAUGAAAUGUGCAAUUAUUUAUCCAUUAAAGAUGGUGAACAAAUUGCUAGUUUUAAACCAAAACAUAUAUGGAGAUAUAACAUGAUACCUUAUGGAGAAAAUAAUCCAGAUACACAGACAUUCCCUAUCCCAUCAUAUGAAAAACCUUUCAGAUCAUUUGCUUUAAAUUUUACAUAUAAUAAUUUAUCCGGAAACUGGGGAGACUAUAUUGAUAGAAGAGACAAUAAAGGAUCCUUAUUAAGACCAUCAAGAUACAUGUUUACGGAUGUGAUAAUACCCGCAACGAAAUAA
Plasmodium vinckei vinckei is the source of this 843-nucleotide messenger RNA. Its product is annotated as conserved Plasmodium protein, unknown function. The record is from RefSeq and is a predicted model, not a curated record. The transcript is spliced from 3 exons. Lineage: Eukaryota; Apicomplexa; Aconoidasida; Haemosporida; Plasmodiidae. Bases 1 to 843 code for a protein of 280 amino acids.